Messenger RNA from Ahaetulla prasina, 1956 nucleotides. RefSeq names its product vomeronasal type-2 receptor 26-like. Gene Ontology annotation, cellular component: membrane. The record is from RefSeq and is a predicted model, not a curated record. Gene Ontology annotation, molecular function: G protein-coupled receptor activity. Lineage: Eukaryota; Metazoa; Chordata; Lepidosauria; Squamata; Colubridae. The coding region runs from base 1 to 1956 and encodes 651 amino acids. Gene Ontology annotation, biological process: G protein-coupled receptor signaling pathway. The transcript is spliced from 4 exons.
AUGAUUUCCCUGAACUAUGAUGAUGGGGAUGGGUUUAUAGCGACUGUGGUUUCAAUGUUUGCCCAGAGAGGAAUCUGCUUUGACUUUAUUAAAAGUUACCCCAAAAAGACAUACACUCAUGAGUUCUCUGACAUGUUAGAGGAUGGAAAUGAACUAUAUGAUGCUAUCAUGGCAAGUACCGCAUCUGCUGUGGUUGUACAAGCUGAAUUUAUGCUGACUAUGAGGUUGUUGUUCUCUUAUCAAGUUACAUCAAAAACUGAGAAUGUCUGGAUCAUGAUAGCUCAGAUGGAUUUCACUUCCACUUCUAUUCAAAGGAACUGGCCUCUACACUUCAUUCAUGGUGCUAUAUCCUUUGUGGUUCACUCAAGUGACUUGGUCGGAUUUCAGGAUUUUGUUAGGGAAAGAAAUCUGGCCACCAAUCCAGAAGAUGGCUUUCUCAAGGGUUUUUGGGAAGAUGCAUUUGAAUGUGUGUUCCCCAACUCCAGUGGAGUGAAGAAUUUUGAUGGUAUAUGCUCUGGGGAUGAGAAUAUAGAAACUCUACCUUCUUCGAUUUUUGACAUGAACAUGAAUAGCCACAGUUACACCGUCUACAAUGCCGUCUAUGCUGUGGUACAUGCCUUGCAUGCUCUAUAUUCAUUCAAAAGGAAACAAACAGUUUUGCCAGAUACAAGUCAACUGGAUCUUCUCCAUCAAGAAUUUUGGCAGUUGCAUCAUUUUCUGAGGACUGUCUCAUUUAACAAUAAUGCUGGGGAGCCCGUUUCCUUUGAUGAAAGUGGGCAAUUGGUCUCAGGAUUUGACAUAAUCAACUGGAUCACCUUGCCAAACCAGUCCCUCCUUCGAGUCAAAGUUGGAAGUUUAGAUGUUCAUAAUUCUGAAGAAAUGAAAUUCACCAUUCAGGAGAAGGCCAUUGUUUGGCCCAUCAGUUUUAAUCAGGUUCAGCCCCUUUCUGUGUGCAAUGAUCAUUGUCUUUCAGGUCAUAGAAAAACCAUGAAAGAAGGAAAGCUGUUCUGUUGCUAUGACUGCCUUCCAUGUGCUGAAGGAAAGAUUUCAGCACAACAGGACGCAGAUGACUGUGUGCCAUGUCCAGGAGAGCAAUAUGCAAAUUUCCAUCAAAAUGCAUGCAUUGACAAAGAGAUCACCUUCCUGUCUUACCAAGAACCUUUAGGAACUGUGUCUUUGGUGUUUGCAUUCUCUUUUGCUUUCAUGACAGUACUUGUGCUUGCUAUAUUCAUUAAGCACAACAAUACCCCUGUUGUCAAAGCCAACAACCAGAGCCUCUCCUACCUUCUCCUCACUUCUCUUCUCUUCUCCUUCCUUUCUGCUUUUCUUUUCAUUGGUCGGCCUACAGUACUGACAUGUCUCCUUCGACAAGUUGCUUUUAGCUUCAUUUUUUCCGUAGCAAUUUCUUGUGUGCUGGCCAAGACGAUCAUUGUAGUUCUGGCUUUUAUGGCCACCAAGCCAGGAUCUGGAAUAAGGAAAUGGGUAGGGAACAGAUUGUCUGCUUCUGUUGUCUUUUCUUGCUCCUUUCUUCAAGCUUCUCUUUGUGCCAUUUGGCUGGCAACCUCUGCCCCAUUUCCACAUUUUGACCUGUAUUCCCUGCGUAAAGAAAUUAUCCUGGAAUGUAAGGAAGGGUCGACUUACAUGUUUUUCUGUGUCUUGGGCUUCAUGAACAUUCUUGCCCUAGUCAGUUUCUUGGUUGCCUACCUAGCUAGGAACUUACCUGACACCUUUAAUGAAGCCAAGUUCAUCACCUUCAGCAUGCUGAUCUUCUGCAGUGUGUGGGUGUCUUUUUUCCCAGCCUAUCUGAGCACCAAGGGCAAACACAUGGUAGCUGUGGAAAUCUUCUCCAUCUUUGGCUCCAGCGCAGGGUUACUGGCUUGCAUUUUUUUACCCAAAUGUUACAUUAUUCUUUUCCGGCCUGAACUAAAUAAAAGAGAACAGCUAGUGAAGAGGUAA